Molecule: messenger RNA, 6124 nt
Organism: Columba livia (rock pigeon)
Lineage: Eukaryota; Metazoa; Chordata; Aves; Columbiformes; Columbidae
Product: opsin-5
Exons: 7
Coding region: 2655-4031 (458 amino acids)
Biological process (GO): cellular response to light stimulus; G protein-coupled receptor signaling pathway; phototransduction
Cellular component (GO): plasma membrane
Molecular function (GO): G protein-coupled photoreceptor activity
Source: RefSeq, a predicted model, not a curated record
CCCGCAGCUCCGUGUCCUCUUGUCCUUGGCCUCUUCAAACCCGCCUUCCCCGCUCGCUCCCGCAAAGCCCGCGAGGCUGCCACCCCCAGCCAGCGAUUGCUGCUGGGACGGCGUUUGGCAUCUGGGUUGACAUGCGGAAGAGGCCUGGCUGUGCGUCUGUUUUCCAGGUACAGUUAUUACAGCAGUAAAAUAACUGUAAACACAUCUCCGUAAUGAAUGCUUGUGUCAAAAUGCCCAGUUUGCAGGUUGUAGUAUUUGCACACGGAGAUGAGGUGCACAGUUACGUAGUUUAAAUGACUGAACGCACUGGUAGGCUUACAAAUUCUUGCGGUCAGUGUCGUCCAGCACAGGGCAGGACCACGGGGAAGGAUGUCGAAACACAGCCAGGCUGGUGGUUCUCAAAGUCUCAUCUUCUUAUCUCCAAUACUAUCAGAGCUGCACUGCCAGCAUUUUAAUGGGAAAGGGCCCUGUGUCUGGCGGCGAGCUGGUGGUUUCUAAAAGUCAGAGGGACCUGAGUUUCAGGUUACUUCCCAUUUGCAGAAAUGUGAAGCUGAUGCUGGGCAAGGACACGGUGCUGCAGAGCUCCUCACUCAGGUGGCAGCUGGGCUGCCCUGUCCCUUUGUCACCUGCUGCCGCAGUGACCUCGGCGGGCUCGCCGGGCCAGCUGGGGAGCGGUGGAGCCGGUGUGCGGGGAGAGCAAUUGUGCUGCAAAUUGUGCACUUGCAUGCUUAAAAACCCAGAUGUUUAACUACAUGAAAAGGCUUGUUUGAUCUGAUCAGCACAGACUUACAAAAGCACCUAGAGAAAGUGUCCUCCCCCAAGGAAGCUGUUCUUGACGGAAGAACAGGGUUAAACAGGCACUUAAGCCCUGGUCUGUUCUUGGGCCAUAGCUAAAACCAAGACCUUAGACCAACAGAUCUGCCGGACAAAGCCACCUCAGCUGCUGCAAACGGGCUCCGGUGGGUCAGGAGAAAAACCAAACAGUCUCGACUGUUAACACAGGUGGUGUGGAUGUCCUCAGGAUGUACCCAAAGAAGAAUGAAUAAUUUCUGGUUAGCCGUCGCCUGUGCGGCAGAGGGAGAGACAGAAACAAGGCAGGGUGACAGUCCCGGUGCUGCGAGCGGUGUCGGUGUCGAAAGGGGAACAGGGUGCUCUCGGUGGCCUGUCCGGGCACCGGCUGUGACCUGCUUGGCAAGUCUGCUCCACUUCAGGCUCUCCUGGCUGGCAACCAGAAAUGUGAGAUCUGGGACAGAUGACAUUGUCUAGGUUUGACAUAUUUCUUCUGUUGUCUUUGUAGCUCUGCCAGCAUCCUGUGGUCGUUUGCUGUCGACUGGGCUCUGGUUCCUUUGGGGAACAGGGAGCUUGAAUAUUCAUUCUUUCUGGUUGAGGGAGGAAGAAGGGAGAGCUUAGAAACAAAAAUGAGGUGGCUGAUGUAACAGAGGCUAUACCAAAAUCUCAAGGAUUCACAGCAAAGAAUAAUGCUUCAGGUCAAUUUUGAUUUGUAGAAAUCAAGCUGUUGGUUAAAUCCCAGUUCAGAAGUACUCCUCUAAAGACUUGCCGUAAAAAAGCAAUGUUGAAAGUGUGUGGUAGGUCCAAGUCUAAGCAUGGCUCAUGGUGUGCUGAGGCUUCGAGAAAAGAGCUGUUCCACGAACAGCCAACCUCUGAACUUUGGUUUUCUGUCCUGUCACCUCCACAACCCCGGGCUCCUCCACCUCUCUCGAGGGAUCUCUUGCAGACAAGAAAGGACUAAAUAAUCUCAAAGAAUUCAAUCCCUUUUCCAAAUCCGGGUGAGAAGGGCUGGAUGAAUGAAGUGCUAUCGGGGAGCAGCAGUGUGGCUGAGGAAAGACAGACUGAGCUGGAGGGCUGUUUCCCACGGAAACUGCUUAAAAAACAGUGCAAUUGUGCAAACGUGCCCACCAAGUUCAAUAACUGUUUGCAGUCCCCGUGCGCAGCGCGGAGCGGGAGGUGCCGGUGCUCCUGUUCGGGCUCGUGACCCUGCUGAGGACUCUGAGUGUCCCAUGUCACUGAGCGUCGUGCCCCGGGUCCAUCCCAGCUGAAAGGGGGAAAACGGGGCACGUUCCCCGAGGGAUGUCGGGCUCUUUGGGUUAGCGCUGGCCAUGCGGGGGGGUCUGGACAAUGGGGCCUCAGACUUGGCUGAGGCCUUUGUGUUUCUGGAACACAAACAACUAACUUUGUUUGUAAUGAUCGCGGUAUGUAUCUAUUUACAUAGCUGUUUAGUGCAUAAAUGUUUCUCAUGAGCGUUCUUUCCAAAGUACAGUACGUAAAGCUAUUAAUGUGCUAUUGCUGUCCAUUUCUCCAGCUUCAGGGUUCCUUGCUGAAGCAAAUUUGAGCACCCAAAUCCAAGCUAAUCGGUUCCUGACAAUAAUUGGAGCUCUAAAAAUGAGCACUGGGGUUUUUUGUAUGAUUGCCAUUUCUAACUGUCAACCAAGGGACAGGUCUUGGUGUGGAGCUAUUUAACAAAAAGUGUGGUUAAGAGAUGUUGUGACUCGUGUUUUGCCAAGCAGAGGUAGGUCGAAUUAUUUAGGUGGAAAACAACCCCCAGCUCGGAUUGGCAGCAGGCUCAGCACAGCGAUCCCCACCUCCUCGUCUCCUCUGUCACUCCAGCAUGUCCUUGGAGCACCUCACCGCACAGCAUGGGAUCAUGCAGGGCGGCCAGCCAGAUCUUCAGGGAGAGGGACGGAAGGUCGGCUGAGUUUCCAGGCUCAUCAGGUUUCCCCCUCUUCUCCAAGCAAGGCUCUGGCUUUGUGAUGGGAAAUACGUCCAACGCCUCUGUGUUCGUCUCCACCUUGUCAGAGAGAGAAGACCUGAUUUUUGGCACGCUCUAUUUAAUCUUCGGCAUCAUGUCCCUCUCUGGGAACUCGCUGCUCCUGCUGGUGGCCUAUCGGAAGAGGUCCGUGCUGAAGCCUGCCGAGUUCUUCAUCGUCAACCUGGCCAUCAGUGACCUGAGCAUGACAGUGACGCUCUUCCCCUUGGCCACCUCCUCCUUCUUUGCGCACAGGUGGCUCUUCACGCAGGCGGUCUGCACCCUUUACGCCUUCUGCGGGGUCCUGUUCGGGCUGUGCAGCCUCGCCAGCCUGACGGUGCUCAGCGCGGUUUGCUGCCUGAAGGUCUGUUACCCAGCAUACGGCAACAAGUUCUCGCCGUGCCACGCCGCAGUGCUGCUGCUGUGCGUCUGGGCGUACGCCCUGGUGUUCGCCACGGCCCCCUUGGCCGAGUGGGGCAGCUACGGCCCCGAGCCCUACGGAACAGCCUGCUGCAUCUCGUGGGAAACCUCCAGCAGGGAGGCCACGCUCUACAUCCUCGCCCUCUUCAUCUUCUGCUACCUUCUGCCCUGCCUCCUCAUCCUCGCCUCCUACUCGCUGAUCCUCUGGACGGUGCGGGUGUCCGGCAGAGCCGUCCGGCAGCACGGGUCGCCGCGGCGCGCCGCCCGCAGCGUGCACGGCCUGGUCGUGAAGCUGAGCAUCGCCGUGUGCCUGGGGUUUCUGGCUGCCUGGACCCCUUAUGCCAUCGUCGCCCUGUGGGCCGUCCUUGGCGACACCAGCCAGGUGCCAGCACUGGCCUUCGUGCUGUCGGCCGUCUUCGCCAAGUCCUCGACGCUCUACAACCCCCUGGUGUACCUGCUCUUCAAGCCCAACUUCCAGAAGUUCCUCUCCAAGGACAUGGUGCUCGCCCAGGCCGUCCGCACCCUGCUCUGCUGCGCCUGCCCGCGUGCCGCGCUCCAGCCCCUCCCGCCCGCGGGCGGCAGUGACCGCCCCGGCGCCUGCAGGACCUGCAACGACGCCUUUGAGUGUUUCAGUAGCUACCCCAAGUGCUACAGCGCGGCGCAGGUGCCCGGCUGCUCGCCCCGGCGCGCUCCCCUGGCCGUCCAGGCCAAUGGAGCCGCUCGCCGGCCAGGGCUGAAGAGGACGGUGCAGGUGCUGGUGCUCGUCACACGGAGAAGGUCGGGCCUGGGCGCUGUGAAUGUGGUGGGGGAAGCUCUGCCGUCCGAUAUGGUGAAAGACCUUCUCUGAGCCCGCCGUGCCCCUACCAGCGCACUGGAGAACAAACCCAAACGCAACAGUUCUCUCACCUACGUAUCCGAUGGGUCCCCAGCAUGUUCUGCAGACGAAGUGACAUGAAAACUUUAGACUGACCUUGUCUCCUCCUCGGGUUUGGCUCUUACAGCUCUGAGCCUUGUCUUUGAACUUGAGAAAAAACAAACAGAUCUCCAGUGCCUGAAAUCUGAGCAGGGUGCACGUCCAGGGUGCAGUUUCUCCUGCGGCUUGUUCUCUGGGCCCUUGGCCUUUGUUUUUCCAUCCUGGUGCUCUGAUGACCAAGAGGAACUUGGUUGUCUCAAGAAACUGUGCCUGGCAGGGCAGGCUGGGGGCAACGAGGCCCCUAGAGACAUCUUAACCCCCAGCAGCUCCCGUUGACCACGUCCUUCCCUGCUGGGAAGGGCCGCACGCUCAGCUACCUCACCUGGGAUUACAAAGCAUCUUUAUGUACCUCUCAAGAGACUCUGCAGGCUGGGUUACACCCCUCCCUUGAUUUGAAUGCAAACCCACCACCGUCCCAUAGAUAGAAAUGAGGUCUUUAGUGUAAGGAUUUGGGGUUGAAAUAAUCCUGGUGCCAGUACCAGCCACCCCAGGUCGUGCUCUCCAGGCGCCCGGGGCUGAGCUCGGGGGUCCCUGUCCCAGCUGCUCGUGGGCACAGCGGGGCUGGCUCUGCUUUGCAGAGGCUGAAUAACACGGUGCUGAGAGAGGUUGGUCAUGCCCCCAGAAAUCAAAAGAUGCAUUCAAAGUGAUGAGAAGAGUCAGUAGCAGAGGUGGGAGAUGUGCUGCCAAAACCACAACCCCUCGCCAGAGCUGCAGCAUUAAAUUACGGGCUUGCUAAAUGGAGAUGGUGAAACACCUUCUGCAGCGAGUGCUGAGAAUCAGGCGCUGCCCGCGGCGCUGUCGCGGGUUGUGCUCAGCCUGCCGCUCCUGCGAGCCGAACCCGCGCUCUGCCGCCUCCCUUGGCUCUCCACAUACAGAUAGUGCUAUUUUUAGCAGUCGCUCCCAGAACUGGGGUGUAUUGCUGCUUUUUCUUAGUGCUGCUACAGCAGCCUUCUCCUCUCCAUCUAUCUAUCUCCUCUCCGUCUAUCUCCUCUCCAUCUCCUCUCCCCCAGCACCGUGCGGACCCGCUGUCCGCAGGGAUACGGGGGGCUGAGGGGGCUUUCCAGGGAGCAGAUGGCAGGAGAUGCCCAAAAUAAGUCAUUUAAGCUACAAACACGCACUGCUGAACCUGGGCAUUAAAAAUGUCAAUGUUUUUGGCCUCAACGUUAUGUCCCAGUUCUGGCGCAGGCGGCGGUGGGGCCGGUGCGAGUCCUGCGGUGGGGAGGGCGCCCAGCGAGGUGCUGGGGUGCUGGAGUCCUUUGCUGUCCCCCUGUGUGCCAUCGUUACCCGCUGCUGUUGCACAGCUCAAAUUAGCACACGACAGCAUGGCCGUCGUGGCUCUUGCUUUGUCCCUUGGUCAUUUCAUAGAGUCAUAGAAUGUCCUGAGCUGGAAGGGACACACAAGGAUCAUCAAAUCCAACUCCUGCCCCUGCACAACCCCCACAUUCACACCAUGAUUUCCACUUUAACUGGCAGUUCCACUGUGACAGGAGAGGGUUGUCAGUACCUCGGGGGUGCACUUGCAUCUUCUCGGGAUGGUUUUGCCCACGUGUGAUACCUGCAGGUGCAGGUUUUUGGGGCAGGGCAGGAUUUAUGCACAAGAGCCAAGUAAUAACUGAAAGGCCACGCAAGGCACAAACCCUCCUGCCUUUGCUUCCCACUCCUGCUCUACAACCCUCCCCCACAACCCAAAGAUGUGCAACGUUUGCAAAACGCCGCAAACAAAGAAAGAAAAACCAGGGCAGCCGGUGAAGAGAGGGGACGGAGUUUGCAAGGGGGCGCAGGUUUCCAGGAGGGCCAGCAUGGCUGCUGGGCCCCGUCCCACGCGCAGCCAGGGCUCCGCGCCCCCAGCGCCGUCCCAGGUGCUGCGGCACACGGCGGGUCACAAGCACUCGGCGUCUCUGCUGGCUGGCCAUUGUGUUUCAGAAACUGUACAUUUUAAAAGUAAAUUCACUCGUGCAAAACUGCCA